AAUAUUAUGUUAUCAUAAUUGAGUUCGCGGCAAAGAUAACGUAAGAUUACUUUCUAUACCGUGGUUACAUACCUAUUAAGCCGUUAUUUUUCCAACCGAAUUUGUUUACAGUUUAUAUUAUACUUAUCUAUGCUGCAGUUGUAUACGUCUUGUACAACAACUACUGCGGCUGUAAGUUGUAUAGAUUAUAGAAUAAAUUAUCAGUCUGUCACUCGCCACUCAGAAGGAGUAAAAGGACGGUUUGUGAAGAUCAAAAUUCAAAAUCGAUGUCCAUGAUAAACUGAAUAGACGCACGUAUAGUGACUACUAUUUAACCUUUUAACCGAGUCAGACUUCACUGGAGCGAUCACGUAUUCACAUCAUUGCAUUAGAACGACGAUAUCUUUUUGUUAAAAUAGUUUUAACUGUAAAAUCAUCGAAAAUGUCCAACGUUUGUAUUCUGUGUGAGAAACCAGUUCUCAAGUAUUCAGUCUCCAAGAUGUCUGUACACACAUUUCCAUCGUGUCCGAAAAAACGGCAGAUCUGGCUCGACCUGUGUAAAUUAGCCAAUGAAGAAGUCUUACCAAACCGUAAAAUAUGUUCAUUUCACUUUGAGCCAACAUGCUUCAAAACUGGUUUAAAAAGGCGUUUACUUUAUCGUGAUGCUGUACCAACAAUUUUUGGAAAUGGCCAUGUAAAAUCAACAAAUUUGCCAUUAAAAAUUGCAAAAGGAAGACCAAAAAAUUGCACAAAAAAUGGGAUUGUUGUGCAGAAUAGUAAGUCACGUAUUUCAUUAGCAAAAGCUGCUAGAAAAGUGGUUGCCGUUCAAAAUCGUGAAUCACGUGAUGUUACACCAAGAGUAGUUACAAAUGCAGAUAUUGAUCGUAUAAAUAGUAUUGUGGAAAGUCAAAUAGACGAACUGAAUGAGCUCGGAGGCUUUCUUAUAGAACUAAAAAAGGAAAGAUUAUCACUUGCGUCACUAUUGGAACUUCUUGUAAGAAAACAAAUCACAUUGGGUAACUCGAUAAAAAUAUGAAAUUAACUAUAUGUUGAAGCACUUUAAAUAAUCUAUAUAUUUUAUAAAUUAACAAACUGUAAAAAAAUUUUCCUUUAUUUAAAUUAAUUUAAUCUUAUUUUUAAUUUUUUUUAUCAAUAUUGUACAAUCCAAGAUGUUUUUUAUGUGUUUAAAUUUAACAUAAGAUCAUUUAGUCUUUUAUAUUUGGCAUCCAUAUGUUUUGUAUAAAGGCUCUUUUGGGGGGAAGCAUAAGUGAACAAAUGCUUUGGGACAGGAAAAUAAUUAGGUAAAAUUAGUUUUAAAAAAAAAAUAUUAUAAAAAUAUUAUAAAGUUAAUUAAGUUUUAAAACUACAUUUUUCAUUAUAUUUUACCAGGAAUGUGUAAAUGCGGUACUGUUUAUUUUGUAAUUUAUUAAAUAAUUGCAUUUAUUUA
This is a messenger RNA of Metopolophium dirhodum (rose-grain aphid), 1426 nucleotides long. RefSeq lists its product as uncharacterized. Gene Ontology annotation, molecular function: sequence-specific DNA binding. Lineage: Eukaryota; Metazoa; Arthropoda; Insecta; Hemiptera; Aphididae. Bases 422 to 1015 code for a protein of 197 amino acids. The record is from RefSeq and is a predicted model, not a curated record. The transcript has 3 exons.